AAAUAUUCAUAUUCUAAAAAGCACCAUUUUACUCAAUUCACUCCAAUGCAAUGACAAGAAUGCCCUUCAGUCACUCCAAUGCCCUCCUCCGAAUUACCAGACCUGUCCGGUUCUCGUCAAUGGCGGCGGAAGCCUUCACGAAUUCUUCUCAAGUUCAACCGGAAAACGCCCCUCAAACAGUGGCCAAUUACCCUAUCCCACUCUCCCCUCCGCCACCGCUUCUAUCCAAGAACGUUGAGCUGAACAGGGCUUUAACGGCAUCGUCCAAAUCUUCCCUCUUUUCUCUCUCUAGAAAUGACGUACUAUUCGAAGAUGAGUGGCUCAUUGCUGUCAAUAAGCCUCAAGGGAUUUACUGCGAAUCCAUUUUGUCUUCAGUUCGGAGUCUUCUGAGCCCUGAUCAAGAGGAGCAAGUGAAGUUGCAAGAACUCCAUCUAUCUAAUAGGCUAGAUCGUGAUACGAGUGGUGUUACGGUCAUAACAAAGUCUCAUAAAGUGGCAGCCAAGCUUGUUAAAGCAUUUACAGAUCACAUGGUCAAGAAGACUUACCUUGCGCUUUGUGUUGGUUCAGUUCCGAAAUGGGAUAAGAUCAUCGUAAAAUCUGGUCAUGGUCGAUCAAAGCAUGGAGCCUGGCGUGUCUAUGCUGUUUCUGAUAUUGGUCGGACACUUCCUGGUGGAUCAUCCAUUCGAGACAUGGAAACACUUGUUGAAGUUUUAUCAAUAAAUGGGAAAGGUUGCUCGCAAGAGCCCCUUGGAUUGGAGAAACAUGUAGAAAAUACCAUUGUAGUUAAGGAAAAAUCAGAAAUUACACCUACUGAGAAAUCAGAGGUUCUAGUGAGAGCAUACCCUAGAAGUGGAAGAACACACCAGAUUCGUCUGCAUUGCCAGUUUCUUGGAAUUCCAAUUAGAGGGGAUGUGAAAUAUGAUGGUGUCUAUGAAUGGAAAGAGAGAAUAUAUGAAGGACAUGAACUUCAUGCAGAAAGCUUGUCUUUUGAACAUCCUGUUACAGGUUAUUCAGUUUUGAUUCAGGCACCUUUGCCCUUGUGGGCUAGCGAAGCACUAUCAUAUUUGUAGUGGCAUUAAGAUCGGCCAAAAAGAAAUCAAGUUCUCGUUUUCAUCUUAGUAUAAGUCCUUGCAUUUACCUGCCCUUGUCUCUGGGUUGAGGGCUAUUAGAAGAAAUUGUUUAGCUGAAUUUUGUUUCUUCCCGUCUUUCUUCUAUGCAAUUUUUAUCUCUAAUUCAUGGAAUGUUUUAUCCUCA
Messenger RNA from Salvia miltiorrhiza (redroot sage), 1254 nucleotides. RefSeq names its product RNA pseudouridine synthase 1. Lineage: Eukaryota; Viridiplantae; Streptophyta; Magnoliopsida; Lamiales; Lamiaceae. Bases 51 to 1070 code for a protein of 339 amino acids. Gene Ontology annotation, molecular function: RNA binding; pseudouridine synthase activity. The record is from RefSeq and is a predicted model, not a curated record. Gene Ontology annotation, biological process: pseudouridine synthesis. The transcript has 2 exons.